This is a messenger RNA of Laetiporus sulphureus 93-53, 1455 nucleotides long. Its product is annotated as ALDH-like protein. Gene Ontology annotation, molecular function: oxidoreductase activity, acting on the aldehyde or oxo group of donors, NAD or NADP as acceptor. The transcript is spliced from 8 exons. The coding region runs from base 1 to 1455 and encodes 484 amino acids. The record is from RefSeq and is a predicted model, not a curated record. NCBI's taxonomy places the organism in Eukaryota, Fungi, Basidiomycota, Agaricomycetes, Polyporales, Laetiporaceae.
AUGCCCGCUCUUUUCACCCCGCUCUACAUCGACGGCCAAGAGUGUUCAGCGAGCAGCGACGCUUGCUAUGAGGUACAGAAUUCGUACUCCAAGGAGAUCGUCACCCUCGCCUCCUCCGCGUCCAGCCAAGACUGCCAGAACGCCGUUGACGCAGCCGCACGGGCUUUCAAUACCUGGGAACGUGUGCCGCUCUCCGCGAAGCGAGACUACUUCCUAAAGGCGGCCGAUCUGCUGGAAACCGAAAGGUACAGGGCAAAGGUCAAAUUGGCGCUGCAGGAGGAGACGUGCGCCGCAGACUUCCUGGUCGACUUUAACCUCCAGGUUUCAGUGGAGUGGUUGCGCCACAUCGCGGGGCUGGUGACUCAGUUGAAGGGCGAGUCUUUUCCGUCGACGAUUCCGGGAGGAUAUGUCAUUGCCCAACGAAGGGCUCAGGGUGUCAUCCUCGCCGUCGCGCCGUGGAACGCGCCUGUGAUCCUGGCAGUUCGUGCAAUUGGAUAUCCGAUCAUUUGUGGCAACACAGUUGUCUUCAAAACCUCCGAGAAUAGCCCACGCACGCAAUUUAUUAUCGCGGAGCUCCUGCAUGAAGUAGGGUUGCCCAAAGGCGUCCUGAAUGUCGUACAUAUAUCGCGAGAAAACGCUCCUGCAAUGACUAGCGAAAUGAUUGCCCACCCUGCAGUGCGGAAGAUCAACUUCACGGGGAGCGAUCGCGUAGGAAGACUGAUAGCCGCAGAAGCCGCCAAGUAUCUGAAGCCUUGCGUGUUCGAGCUGGGCGGAAAGGCACCUGUUGUCGUGCUGGAAGGCGCAGACGUACCGAGAGCCGCACGUGCAAUCACCUUCUCCGCCCUCUUGCACUCCGGUCAGAUCUGUAUGUCAACCGAGCGCGUCAUCGUGCAACGGCAGGAGGCGCAAAACUUAAUUAAAGCCCUCAUCGAAGAGUUCAGCAAGUUCAAGUCCGGCGGCCCGGGAGAAAGGCUCUCUGCGCAGUUCACGGAGGCCUCCGCCGCGCAUAUUGUGGCCAUGCUUGCUGAGGCGAAGCAGAAUGGCGCACGGUUCCUGCUCGGAGACGGGACCAGAGACGGCCCAGUCGUGCAGCCGCACAUUGUCACGGACGUGAAGCCUGGCAACGCUCUUUGGGACCAAGAAAGCUUCGGACCAGUGGUCGUGCUCGUGGAAGUUGAUACCAUUGACGAGGCGGUCGAUUUCGCGAACGCGUCCGACUACACGUUAGUGGGCGCUCUGUGGACGAAAGACCUCAACACAGCAAUGGAUGUAUCUAUGCGCAUACGAUCAGGCUGCGUGAACGUCAACGGCCCCACAGUUCAUCUCGAAGACAGAGAUCAUACAGGCCUCGGCGGAGGAUCAGGUUAUAGCAAUUUUAGUGUCGAGAGCUUUACGGAUGUGCGGAUGGUCGUGAUCCAUCCUGCUGACGCUCCUCCGUAUCCAUUGGUUGGGUGA